AGUUUGGGAAUGACCAACGUGCAGGGAACUCGCUCUUCCUUCACUUUGCGCAGCGAUGCAACACAUUCCAGCGCCACACCAGCUUCUACUUGGACCUUCCUUUAAAUGGGGAAACACUGAAACUUGUCUUAUAGCUGUAGGAGAGCUUCAGAGGGACGCAGCGCUCAUGUGAGAUCCAUAAUAAGGAGACAUGUCUGCCAAUCAAGGACUUCUCAACAGCGUCUUCUCCUGUUCUUCUCCUGCCUCCAAAGCCAUAACCAAACGGAGGCUACGCCAAACCCGGAGCCUGGACCCCGCUAUUAUAAGACACGACACCGAGACCGAGGGAGUGAGUGGCGCACCGUUUUAUGGGACGGCGGCGGACGGAGGUGUGUCUCCGGAGCGCUUGGCCGUGAAGCCGGCUUUACGCACCAAUAUUCAGAAACUGAAGGAGCCCAUAACCCCGUCCCUCUCCUCUCCUUCUAUACCUUUGGCUGUUUCUCCAUCCUCCAACUUCCACUUUGACUAUGAUAUAGAGAAACGUGCCAAAAGGAACACCGCCGGGGAUUUACCGUUUCUGGUGAGGGGGCCCGGUACAGCGCCGUCCGGUAGCACCGGCACUCUGUUCUCUCCAAGGAGGUGGCUUCAGAAGAAAGUGCAGCCAUCCAGUUCUCACGCUUACGUUGUGUGGAAAUCAGAGGGUGAUUACACAUGGAGCAGCCUGUCGGGGCGGAGCGUGCGUCUCACGCCUGUUGCCAUCCAAAGUCUGUCUGAGCUGGAGAGGGCCAAGCUGCAGGAAGUAGCCUACACCCGUUUACACCAGGACUAUGAUCUGGGAUGUCAGAUAACCAUGCCAAAAGAUGGACAGAAGAGGAAAAAGUCGCUGAGAAGGAAGUUGGACUCGCUUGCAAAAGAGAAGAGUAAAGACAAAGAAUGCGUACCCCAGGCCUUCAGUAUAGUUCUCUCCCAGGUCAUCGCUAAUGACAGAACACACAGGCAGCGUCAGGACAGCUAUCGUCAGGACCCUUCACAGCGCGAGGAGAACAAGGACUCCUCCGACCUUGUGUCGUCCAUUUUACAGUUUGCCACCAAGCGGCCGUCCACUAAGGAGUUAUCCAGCAGUAACUCCUCUUUGAGUUCCACAUCCGAGACAGCCAAUGAGUCAACUUCACCCAACACGCCUGAGGCUGCACCUCGAGCACGCAGGAGGGGAGGCAUGUCAGUGGACUCGAUCACGGACCUGGACGACAACCAGUCCCGCCUGCUCGAGGCCCUGCAGCUCUCUCUACCGGCCGAAACGCCGAGUAAAAAGGAGAAGCACCGGGACAAAAGGCUGAGCCUCAAUCCCAUCUACCGCCAGGUGCCCCGGGUGGUCGAUAGCUGCUGCCAGCACAUCGAGAAAUACGGUUUGCAGACUGUGGGGAUCUUUAGAGUGGGAAGCUCCAAGAAGAGAGUCCGGCAGCUACGUGACGAGUUUGAUCGCGGCAUUGAUGUCCAGCUGGAUGAGGAGCAAAGCGUCCACGAUGUGGCUGCCCUGCUGAAGGAGUUCCUUAGGGACAUGCCGGACCCGCUCCUCACCAAGGAGCUCUACACAGCCUUCAUCAACACCACAUUGUUGGAUCCAGAUGAGCAGCAUACGGUUACCCAGCUGCUGAUCUACCUGCUCCCAGCAUGCAACAGUGAUACGCUCCACCGCCUCCUGGAGUUUCUGUCCACUGUGACUGACCACGCCCAUGACCGGCAGGACAAAGACAAACAAGAGAUCACAGGGAACAAGAUGACAUCGCUGAACCUGGCCACCAUCUUUGGCCCCAACCUGCUCCACAAGCAGAAGAGCUCAGACAAGGAGUUCAGCGUCCAGAGCUCUGCCAGGGCCGAGGAGAGCAUGGCCGUCAUCGCCGUGCUGCAGAGGAUGAUUGCAAGCUACCAAACCCUGUUCAUGGUGCCGCCUGAUCUGCAAAAUGAGGUUUUGAUGAAUCUAUUGGAGACGGAUCCAGAUGUGGUGGACUACCUGCUGAGAAGAAAAGCAUCCCAGAGUCCCGACCUGUUGCAGUCAGAUGAGCCCUUCGCCCUGAGUGAGCGCCAUUCUUCCAGCGACUCCAACAAGGUGUCCAGCGGCGAGGUGUCCCCUUAUGACAACAACUCCCCAAUCCUGAGUGAGCGCAGAGGAGAGCCAGGAAGCCCAGGCAGCGAGCCACUCUUCCGUGUCCCAGAACAGUACACUCUGCUGGGGCACGUGGCCGGCUGGAGCAGAGAGCCUGGGGCUGACCCUUGGGGUGCCAAAGAUGCUAUAUCAGAGGAACACGCUAACAUUUGGGGGACGUGGCACACUACUCUGAAACCAACACUUAAGGACCAAGCAUACACAGGUUCCCAUGGCAACAUGUCAGAGGGAAGCUCCCGCAGCUCACACGAAGGUCUCAACGAACAACAUGGCGAUGGCAGGCCGCAGGCAACGCUGCAACAGACUCCGACAGCGCCUGGCGUCGUCGAGUGCCGACCCCACCCCCCGGUCACCAGAGUGUGUACCCAGCUCAAGACCGACCCCUCUUUGAUGUCACACCUCAAUUACACGCAAGGCCUCAACCGAGCAAGCGGACACGGACUUAACCCAACCUCGAGACCUCAAAGCGGGUUGAACGCUGGCAAAGGUGGCCCUGCUGUCCGUAAUGACAGCCGCUUUCUUCCCCCUUAUAACGCCCACCAUCGACUGUCUAAUUCCCAAAGUUCGCCUCAGCCCCCAACAGCUCAGCAGCCCCCUCUGCAGCACGGGAGGCUGAGCGCAGCGCAAAGUAACUCUGCCUCAAAGACGGAGAACCAAAUGGUGCCGCAGAGCCCGGAGUGGCAGGACUGGCAGAGGGACCGGUGGCAGAUCUGGCAGCUGCUGUCCUCGGACAAUGCCGACGCCCUGCCUGAAACGCUGGUGUGAUCUCAGACCAUUAACUGCUUUGCUAGCCAAGCAAUGGCAUGAUCAAAACCCAUCCAAGGACAAUCACUCCUUAUCUCUACCUUUAUUUCAUGUUUUCUCUCAGACUGCCUUUCAACCAUCCAUACAUGGAUGUCAUCCUUCUGCGCUUCUCCUGCAUCCUAGCGCCAUGGCGUUGUUUACGUGUGCAGCUGCUGCCUUACAGACUUUUGCAUCCAAGAGCCACUAGUAUUUCUUUUUUUAAAAAGGAUGUUAAAAAGUUGCUUUCCAUAUGUUUUGUCCAUAAUGACAUGAGUUGGGAGCAUAAAAAAUGCCCACCGGAAAUACCUCAAAAAAAUCUAUCCUUUUGUAGUUUCUCAGAAUCUUACCACAACCACAUAGAGUUCACUCUUCAUAUCUCAAUUGACAAUAGGAACACAUGUGUUUAGUUUAGUUUUUAAUUCAUAAAAAAAAUCUUUUCCUCCAUACAGACACCAAGAUGUACCCUAUUAGUAAAUGCUGCUAAACGUUUAACUUUUGUGUGCGGACUGGUAUUGUUGUUCAGCCACACCUGUCUAAAAAUGUAUAUAUACACAAACAUACAUACACUAUAUAUGUAAAUUGACAUGUAAAGUAUAUAAUUUGCCAAUUUACUAAAAGCAAGUCAGCUUUUUAACAGGCAGUCUAAAUGUUGUUUAAUUAUAAAGCACUCGGUUGUAAGUUUGCUUAUAUAUGUGCUCUUGCCACCUGCUGCAAGGAAGGAACAUUGUGCCAAAGUAACAAUUUAGUUUUUACUUCACAAUCUUUCACGUACUGUUCAUUUCAUCCAGUUAAUUUCGGAUAAAAUACUCAAGAGAUUGUGAAGUUGGCUUGUCUUUGUCAGGAAUUCCAUCAGGUAUAA
This is a messenger RNA of Etheostoma cragini (Arkansas darter), 3785 nucleotides long. Its product is annotated as rho GTPase-activating protein 6-like. Gene Ontology annotation, biological process: signal transduction. Bases 191 to 2908 code for a protein of 905 amino acids. The record is from RefSeq and is a predicted model, not a curated record. NCBI's taxonomy places the organism in Eukaryota, Metazoa, Chordata, Actinopteri, Perciformes, Percidae. The transcript is spliced from 14 exons.